Molecule: messenger RNA, 4515 nt
Organism: Salvelinus fontinalis (brook trout)
Lineage: Eukaryota; Metazoa; Chordata; Actinopteri; Salmoniformes; Salmonidae
Product: zinc finger protein 585A-like
Exons: 4
Coding region: 255-4253 (1332 amino acids)
Biological process (GO): regulation of DNA-templated transcription
Molecular function (GO): RNA polymerase II cis-regulatory region sequence-specific DNA binding; DNA-binding transcription factor activity, RNA polymerase II-specific
Source: RefSeq, a predicted model, not a curated record
UUCAACGAGAACAACACGGUUACUGAUUCAAUCAGCUAACUGUUAGGUAGCGUGCUAGCCAACAUACAACCGUAACAUUUACGUUUUUUUUAGACCGUUUCGGGGAGUUAAAAAUACAUGUAUGUCGUAUCCACUAGUUACCCCUUCAUUUUCAUAUUUACAUUUUUGUUAGUCAACUAGCUGUCCGGAUAAGUUAGCAGUAGCCUAGUCGCUAAUGAUAUUUAGCUAACGUUACCUCGCUAACAACCCUGACCAUGAGCUCACUAAGCUACUCCCCCCCUAUUGAAGAAGAAGAGGUCUGCUGGACAGAGAAAGAGAAGGAAGAUGAGGCUGUUACAGUGAAAGAAGAAGACGUUUUUGUGAAAGAGGAGGAGGCUGUUACUGUGAAAGAAGAGGAGGAAGGUAAAAAUGACGAUGCUAUGUUGGGCGUGAAAGAGGAAGAGGAGGAGAUGACUAUCACGGUGAAAGAAGAGGGAGACGGUUUUGAGGUGAAGGAGGGGGAGAUGACUAUCACAGUGAAAGAAGAGGAAGACGUUUUUGAGGUGAAGGAGGGGGAGAUGACUAUCACAGUGAAAGAAGAGGAAGACGUUUUUGAGGUGAAGGAGGGGGAGAUGACUAUCACAGUGAAAGAAGAGGAAGACGUUUUUGAGGUGAAGGAGGGGGAGAUUACUGUCACCUUGGAGGAGGAAGAGGAGGAGGUUGGAGAUCUGAUUAACACCACAGGUGAAAGACCAGACUCUCACAGCAGGAAGAGUCCUUCAGACCCAGAGAAGACCAAACCAGCAAAACCACACCACUGCUCCCAGUGUGGAAAGAGUUUUACCUGGUUAGGGAGUCUGAAAUCACAUAAGUGCACACACACAGGAGAUAAGCCUUUCAGUUGCUCCCAGUGUGGAAAGAGUUUUACUGAGUUAGGGACACUGAAAAAGCAUGAGAGGACACACACUGGUGAGAAGCCUUUCCAGUGCUCCCAAUGUGGAAAGAGAUUUACCCAGUUAGCGAACAUGAAAAGGCAUGAAGGAACACACACGGGAGAGAAGCCAUAUCAAUGCUCCCAGUGUGAAAAUACAUUUUCCUCAUCAGGGGAAUUGAAAAAACAUGAGAGAACACACUUAGUAGAGAGGCCUUUCCAAUGCUCUCAGUGUGGAAAGAGUUUUACCCUGUUAGGGAGUCUACACACGCAUGAGAGAACACACACAGGGGAGAAGCCCUUCUGCUGCUCAGACUGUGGAAAGUGUUUUACCUGGUUAGGGAAUCUGAAAUCACAUGAGCGGACACACACAGGAGAUAAGCCUUUCAACUGCUCCCAGUGUGGAAAAAGUUUUACCCAGUUAGGGAACUUGAAAACACAUGAGAUGACACACACAGGAGAGAAACCUUUCCACUGCUCCCAGUGUGGAAAGGGGUUUAGACAUGCAGGGAACCUGAAAGUGCAUGAAAGACGACACACUGGAGAGAAGCCAUAUAAAUGCUCACAGUGUGAAAUAACAUUUUCCUCGUCAGGGGACCUGAAAAAACAUGAGAGAACACACUCUAUAAAGAGGCCUUUCCAAUGCUCUCAGUGUGGAAAGAGUUUUACCCAGUUAAGGAAUCUACAAAAGCAUGGGAGAACGCACACAGGGGAGAAGCCCUACCAUUGCUCAGACUGUGGAAAGAGAUUUACCCAAAUAGGGGACCUGAAAUCACAUGAACUGACACACACAGGAGAGAAGACUUUCCAAUGCUCCCAGUGUGGGAAAGGUUUUACAGAGUUAGGGACACUGAAAAAGCAUGAGAGGACACACACUGGUGAGAAGCCUUUCCAAUGUUCCCAAUGUGGAAUGAGUUUUACCCAGUUAGCGAACAUGAAAAGGCAUGAAGGAACACACACUGGAGAGAAGCCAUAUCAAUGUUCCCAGUGUGAAAAUACAUUUUCCUCAUCAGGGGACCUGAAAACAUAUGAGAUGACACACUUAGUAGAGAGGCCUUUCCAAUGUUCUCAGUGUGGAAAGAGUUUUACCUGGUUAGGGAAUCUGAAAUCACAUGAGCGCACACACACAAGGGAUAAACCUUUCCACUGCUCCCAGUGUGGAAAAGGUUUUACUCAGUUAGGGAACUUGAAGACACAUGAAAUGACACACACAGGAGAGAAGCCUUUCCACUGCUCCCAGUGUGGAAAAGGGUUUAGACACGCAGGGAACCUGAAAGUGCAUGAAAGAAUACACACUGGAGAGAAGCCAUAUCAAUGCUCCCAGUGUGAAAUGAGAUUUUUCUCAUCAGGGGACCUGAAAAAACAUGAGAGAACACACUCUGUAGAUAGGCCUUUCCAAUGCUCCCAUUGUGGAAAGAGUUUUACCCAGUUAAGGAAUCUACAAACACACGAGAGAAUGCACACAGGGGAGAAGCCCCACCACUGCUCAGACUGUGGAAAAAGAUUUACCCAGAUAGGGGACCUGAAAUCACAUGAGCUGACACACACAGGAGAUAAGCCUUUCCAAUGCUCCCUGUGUGGAAAAAGUUUUCCCCGGUUAGGGAACUUGAAAAUGCAUGAGAGAAUACACACAGGAGAGAAGCCUUUCCACUGCUUCCUGUGCGGAAAGAGUUUUACCGAGUUAGGGACACUGAAAAAGCAUGAGAGGACGCACACAGGAGAGAAGCCUUUCCAAUGUUCCCAAUGUGAAAAGAGUUUUACCCAGUUAGCGAACAUGAAAAGGCAUGAAGGAACACACACUGGAGAGAAGCCAUAUCGAUGCCCCCAGUGUGAAAAUACAUUUUCCUUAUUAGGGGACCUGAAAGCACAUGAGAGAACACACUUAGUAGAAAGGCCUUCCCAAUGCUCUCAGUGUGGAAAAACUUUUCCCCGGUUAGGGAACUUGAAAAUGCAUGAGAGAAUGCACACAGGAGAGAAGCCUUUCCAAUGCUCCCACUGUGGAAUUUUUUUUGCCCGGUCAGGGACAUUGAAAAUGCAUGAGAGAUUACACACAGGAGAGAAGCCUUUCCAAUGCUCCCAGUGUGGAAAGAGUUUUACAGAGUUAGGGACACUGAAAAAGCAUGAGAGGACACACACAGGAGAUAAGCCUUUCCAAUGCUCCCAAUGUGGAAAGAGUUUUACCCAGUUAGCGAACAUGAAAAGGCAUGAAGGAACACACACUGGAGAGAAGCCUUUCCAAUUGGCUAUCUUAAUAACAUUCCGGACCAUGAGCUCACUAAAAUACUCUCCCCAUUCAAAAGAAGAGGAUGUCUGCUGGACUGAGAAACAGGGUAUGUGGCUUAAUGUUGUCGUGAAAGAAGAGGAGGAAGAGAAGGAUGUCACAGUGAAAGGCGAUGAAGAAGCUUCCAGAGUGAAAGAUGAGGAAGAGAUUACUGUCACAAUGAAAGAGGAGGACGAGGAAGUAGAGUAUGAGACUGGAGAUCUGAUUGACACCAGAGAGAGACCAGACUCAGAGGAACCAGAGCCAGAGACCUCCGAACCAGCAAGACGACACCACUGUUCCUACUGUGGAAAGAGCUUUAACCAGUUAGGGGACCUAAAGAAACAUGAGAGGAUACAUACAGGAGAGAAGCCUCACAAAUGCUCCCAGUGUGGACAGUGUUUUACCUGGUUACAGAAUCUAAAACAACAUCAAAUAAUACACACAGGCGAGAAGCCUUACCAAUGCUCUCAGUGUGAAAAGGCUUUCACCCGGUUAGCACACCUGAAAGAACAUAAAAUAGUACACACAGGAGAAAAACCUUUCCACUGCUCUCAGUGUGAAAAGCGGUUUACCAAGGUAGGGAUCCUAAAACAGCAUGAAAGGACGCACACAGAAGAAAAGCCCUACCAUUGCUCCCAGUGUGGAAAGAGAUUUUCCUUAGCAAAGUACCUGAAAGAGCAUGAAAAAAUACAUACAGGAGAAAAACCUGGAGAGAAGCUUUUCCUCUGCUCCCUGUGCGGAAAGAGUUUUACCCAGUCAUCCCACCUGAAAUCCCACACAAGAACGCACACAGGGGAGAAGCCUUAUCAUUGCUCCGUUUGUGGAAAGAGUUUUUCUCAAUCAAGUUGUCUAAAAAAGCAUAAGAGAAUACACACUGGGGAGAAGCCUUACCACUGCUCCCUGUGCGGAAAGAGUUUUAACAGGUUAGAUUACCUGAAAUCACAUAACAGAACACACACAGUAGAGAAGCCUUUACACACAGUAGAGAAGCCUUUACACACAGGAGAGAAGCCUUUACACACAGGAGAGAAGCCUUUACACACAGGAGAGAAGCCUUUACACACAGGAGAGAAGUCAUAAAUAAAUAAGAUUUCUUUUUCUUAAUUAACUUGCCUGGUAAUUUUUUUUUUUUUUUUAAUGAAUAAUGAAGAAACCUGUGUCUAGUGAUGUAGUUCAGUGAUGUUCAGAAUGAACCGUUUAUAUACAUUUGAUGAAAGUGUAGUUUGGAUUUUUCAAUCUCAAGACAUUUGAAUAUGAAAUAAAUUCAUUCGUUUGUAGACUACCAAUAUGUCCGUUUGAAUGUGUGUGUUCUCUGUAAUUACAUGGUAAUUUUUCAACUCCG